Molecule: messenger RNA, 909 nt
Organism: Giardia duodenalis
Lineage: Eukaryota; Fornicata; Diplomonadida; Hexamitidae
Exons: 1
Coding region: 1-909 (302 amino acids)
Source: RefSeq, a predicted model, not a curated record
AUGUCGCUUGCCAGGCAUUAUAUUAAAGAGCGUGGGGUGCAGACUGCUGAGAAUGGGGAGACAGUGAGCAGAGGAAUAGACACAUGUGGCAGGAAUGGAGAGACAGGGGGACAUGAACUUUUGCUAGAUUGUCCACGAGUCGUUAUUUUUGGCUCUGGGCCCGGCUCUGUAACGGUUGCAAGAGAACAUGCACUCGCUGGACACUACGUCCGGCUUUUCAGGAACCUAACACUCCCACAGCUCUCGUCUGUGCCCCGCCCAGAUCUGUAUACAACUGCAAAUUUUGAUAGAUUUGACAUCGACGAAGAAGUCAUUGACUUCCGUAGUCGGCCGGUCAAUAGUGUUCUCGAUCGCUUCCGAGAUACGUAUGAUUUGUUUUACAUAGAUGGUGGAAGCUCUCUUGCAGCGGUUUCGGGAUCUCUAAAGUCCCCCAAGUUGCCUGUAAUCUACACGGUAUCAUCUUUCAAACGGGCAUAUCCACAUAAGAAUACAGGUGAGCUCCAUGGCAGUGUUGUAAUUGUGUUAGGGUGCGACUCUACAUCCCUGCACACUGCAAGAUGGGCGCGUGACUUAGGAGCGGCCGUCUCGAUCGUAUCAGGUAAGCAUCCCCACAAUCCCGUGAGAGAGCAUGGUAUUAAUUUUGGGAUCCUUCAUCCUCCCUACAGCAUUGGAGAAAAGGAUCUGGUUGCUUUCAUCCGUAGCGAUCGGACAGAGAAUGUGGCAGACACAGCAGCUCCCCUAUUUUACUACUGUGACAUCAUCAUCAUAGGCUCGGGUGUAGAGUCUCUGACAGCUUACGACGAGAGACUGAUAGGAACGGACAGUACCUACGUUCAACGGGACACCCUAAUAGACCCCACGCUCACGUUAACGGGCCAGUGUCGCUGGACAGCACAACACUAUAAGUAG